Molecule: messenger RNA, 1245 nt
Organism: Anisakis simplex (herring worm)
Lineage: Eukaryota; Metazoa; Nematoda; Chromadorea; Rhabditida; Anisakidae
Source: the annotation of a GenBank genome assembly
AUGAUUCCAUACAUUGCCUAUAAGCACUAUCAAAAGAAGAAGCAACAAGCGGCUUCGAUGGCAGAAGCUUCGGCCAAUUCGAGUCUUAUCGACUUCACUGAUAGCAAUGGUAGCCUAACAUCAUCACCUCAAGUUUCGCUUCUUGAACUGAUUUGUCGACUACCACUGGAUGAAGUAACGAAGGUAUGUUUGGUCCAUAUUAGGGUUCAAUUACAGGAAGCGUUCUCGUUGAAAGGUGUCGCGGCAAAACGCAUACUCGAAGGUGAAGAAAGUGCAGAGGAGUGGUACGUGAAUGGCAAACUAUCGAUAAUUGAAAAGGCUCAUGGAAUAAUGAUUGAAUGGGAACCAGUCGAAGAGGAUGGUUGGGUGUUGACGAAUGGUGACGAUACAGCAGAUGCAACCCUAUCGACAUCACCGACUGUCACAGGUGAUGCGGCUGCAAGAACACCACCACGAAACAGCGUUGGUGGCACAAAACUCCAGUUCUCGGUUGAUAUUAAGGAUCUACGAUCGUUCCAAUGUGUGGAACCGAAAAAAGGUAAAGGAUGUGCAUGGAUUCGUUUCAUCAGCAAAGACGGUACCAACUAUAUACCGUUGUAUUUCCGUCAUGGAGGAAUUUCAUCGUUUGUGGAGCAUUUGCAAAGGUACGCAACAUUGAAACGUUCGGCACGUGAGUCGAAUCUCGUGCUGUUCACCGAUGAAAGAAUUGAAGCUCUCGAGCAAUCGGUUUCAAUUCUCAAUUUGAAUAGUGACUUCUUUUCGCGUAUGGUGGCAAAUCCAUAUGCAACGGCAAUGACUGGACUCGGGAAAGUUGCUUCAUUCGUACAAGAUCAGGUGAUUCCGUCACUGCUGGAAUCAGAUGAGGUAAGUGCAGAAGAACAAAUCAGGGCAAUGCGAGAACUGAGAGAAAGGGAUGAGAAGACUACGGAGGAUUUGAGGUUGCAUGAUGACGCUGGAUUCGAGCUGGUCACUCGGCUUGAGCUACCAGAGCGUCCGCACUUCAACAGAGAAGAACCAGUUUCGGAGGAAAUUUGGAACAGCUAUAAGAAUCCAGACGGUUCAUUCCGCGAUCUUCAUUCACUUAAACAACUCAUCUUCCGUGGUGGUUUGAAUUCAGCACUGAGAAAAGAGGCCUGGAAAUACCUACUGGGUGUUUACGAUUGGACGAAAUCAGAAGCUGAAAACGCGGCUGUAAGUUGUUCUCUUAGCUUUUCAAAAUGUUCUCUCUGGACGGCUUUGAGUUAA